CAGUGUUUCGGGGACGGUCUCCACUGGGCUGGGUAUAUAACCUGUGUAUUUUCCAGGCAGUGUUUCGGGGACGGUCUCCACUGGGCUGGGUAUAUAACCUGUGUUGUAUUUUCCAGGCAGUGUUUCGGGGACGGUCUCCACUGGGCUGGGUGUAUAACCUGUGUAUUUUCCAGGCAGUGUUUCGGGGACGGUCUCCACUGGGCUGGGUAUAUAACCUGUGUUGUAUUUUCCAGGCAGUGUUUCGGGGACGGUCUCCACUGGGCUGGGUAUAUAACCUGUGUAUUUUCCAGGCAGUGUUUCGGGGACGGUCUCCACUGGGCUGGGUAUAUAACCUGUGUAUUUUCCAGGCAGUGUUUCGGGGACGGUCUCCACUGGGCUGGGUAUAUAACCUGUGUUGUAUUUUCCAGGCAGUGUUUCGGGGACGGUCUCCACUGGGCUGGGUAUAUAACCUGUGUUGUAUUUUCCAGGCAGUGUUUCGGGGACGGUCUCCACUGGGCUGGGUAUAUAACCUGUGUUGUAUUUUCCAGGCAGUGUUUCGGGGACGGUCUCCACUGGGCUGGGUAUAUAACCUGUGUUGUAUUUUCCAGGCAGUGUUUCGGGGACGGUCUCCACUGGGCUGGGUAUAUAACCUGUGUUGUAUUUUCCAGGCAGUGUUUCGGGGACGGUCUCCACUGGGCUGGGUAUAUAACCUGUGUUGUAUUUUCCAGGCAGUGUUUCGGGGACGGUCUCCACUGGGCUGGGUAUUUAACCUGCGUUGUAUUUUCCAGGCAGUGUUUCGGGGACGGUCUCCACUGGGCUGGGUAUAUAACCUGUGUUGUAUUUUCCAGGCAGUGUUUCGGGGACGGUCUCCACUGGGCUGGGUAUAUAACCUGUGUUGUAUUUUCCAGGCAGUGUUUCGGGGACGGUCUCCACUGGGCUGGGUAUAUAACCUGUGUAUUUUCCAGGCAGUGUUUCGGGGACGGUCUCCACUGGGCUGGGUAUAUAACCUGUGUUGUAUUUUCCAGGCAGUGUUUCGGGGACGGUCUCCACUGGGCUGGGUAUAUAACCUGUGUAUUUUCCAGGCAGUGUUUCGGGGACGGUCUCCACUGGGCUGGGUAUAUAACCUGUGUAUUUUCCAGGCAGUGUUUCGGGGACGGUCUCCACUGGGCUGGGUAUAUAACCUGUGUAUUUUCCAGGCAGUGUUUCGGGGACGGUCUCCACUGGGCUGGGUAUAUAACCUGUGUAUUUUCCAGGCAGUGUUUCGGGGACGGUCUCCACUGGGCUGGGUAUAUAACCUGUGUAUUUUCCAGGCAGUGUUUCGGGGACGGUCUCCACUGGGCUGGGUAUAUAACCUGUGUUGUAUUUUCCAGGCAGCGUUUCAGGGACGGUCUCCACUGGGCUGGGUAUAUAACCUGUGUUGUAUUUUCCAGGCAGCGUUUCAGGGACGGUCUCCACUGGGCUGGGUAUAUAACCUGUGUUGUAUUUUCCAGGCAGUGUUUCGGGGACGGUCUCCACUGGGCUGGGUAUAUAACCUGUGUUGUAUUUUCCAGGCAGUGUUUCGGGGACGGUCUCCACUGGGCUGGGUGUAUAACCUGUGUAUUUUCCAGGCAGUGUUUCGGGGACGGUCUCCACUGGGCUGGGUAUAUAACCUGUGUUGUAUUUUCCAGGCAGUGUUUCGGGGACGGUCUCCACUGGGCUGGGUAUAUAACCUGUGUAUUUUCCAGGCAGUGUUUCGGGGACGGUCUCCACUGGGCUGGGUAUAUAACCUGUGUAUUUUCCAGGCAGUGUUUCGGGGACGGUCUCCACUGGGCUGGGUAUAUAACCUGUGUUGUAUUUUCCAGGCAGUGUUUCGGGGACGGUCUCCACUGGGCUGGGUAUAUAACCUGUGUUGUAUUUUCCAGGCAGUGUUUCGGGGACGGUCUCCACUGGGCUGGGUGUAUGAUCAUCUCCCUACUGGGUCAACAGAGACGCUUUGACAUCCUGGACUUCAGCUAUCACCUGCUGAAGGUGCAGAAACACGAUGGAAAGGAUGAGAUCAUCAAGAGUGUGCCUCUUAAAAAGAUGGUGGACAGAAUCCACAAGUUCCAGGUUCUCAACGAUGAGAUCUACGCCAUUCUGAACAAGUACCUAAAGUCAGGCGAUGGGGAAAAUAUGCCCGUGGAACAUGUCCGGUGUUUCCAGCCUCCUAUCCACCAAUCCCUGGCCAGCAACUGAGAUUAUUGGAUGGUGAACCUGUCAGUGUUUAACUAAACACAAAGGAUGCAUCUCAACUGUUUUAUAUAACUGCACUACAUAGUGAGUAGGGUGCCUUUUUGGACACAUUUAUCAAAUAUUCUUCCACCUUUUAAAGCAGCAGUGGCCCAUGAGACGAAGAGGGUCCAACUUUCCUUACAUACUGUUUGUUAGGAUGAUUAUUGUGCCUUAAAAUCAAUCGCUGUGUUUCCUAGUUUGUGUGCUAAACUGUGUUUCAUACAUCUAGACCAGGGAAUGACUCGAUGAUUUAUUUCAGGGGGUUUGGGGAUAUCGUUGUUGAACAGUAGCCUGUAUUCAAUGAAGGGGAAUGGGACAGAGUAGAGUAUAUUUGGUGUUAACCAUUUUCAUGCUAAAAACCUGAAAUCUGUAAAGGAACCAAGUUUCUUAAUGAUAAAACAUUUAUCCACUUUGUGUUGGAAUUAUUUUAAUCAUUUUUUCAUUCAAUAAAUAUGUAACAAAUA
Salvelinus namaycush (lake trout) is the source of this 2693-nucleotide messenger RNA. RefSeq lists its product as uncharacterized. NCBI's taxonomy places the organism in Eukaryota, Metazoa, Chordata, Actinopteri, Salmoniformes, Salmonidae. The annotation marks the transcript as partial. The transcript is spliced from 2 exons. The record is from RefSeq and is a predicted model, not a curated record.